GCAUUGUCCCCUGCCCUGGCCAGUGACCACUGCUAAACCAGACAGGCAAGAGGCAGCUGUGGUGAGGCAAGCAGCAGGGAGUGCAGGACCAUGGCAACCUACGUGCAGCUAAACACCGGUGCCAAGAUGCCCCUGGUGGGGCUGGGCACCUGGAAGUCCCCAGCUGGGCAAGUGAAAGCUGCGGUGAUGGCUGCCAUCGAUGCCGGCUACCGCCAUUUCGACUGUGCCUACGCAUACAUGAAUGAGACUGAGAUUGGGGAAGGGAUCCAGCAGAAAAUCAAGGAGGGAGUGGUGAAACGGGAGGAUCUCUUUGUUGUCAGCAAGCUGUGGUGCACCUUUCAUGAGAAGCCUCUGGUGAAGGGAGCCUGCCAGAAGACUCUUGCCAAGCUGAAACUGGAUUACCUGGAUCUCUACAUCAUCCACUGGCCUUUUGGCUUCAAGGCUGGAGAGGAAUUGUUUCCCAAAGAUGACAAAGGCAUGGCCAUACCCAGCAACAGUGAUCUUCUGCAGACGUGGGAGGCCAUGGAGGAGCUGGUGGACUGCGGACUGGUAAAAGCCAUUGGAUUCUCCAACUUCAACCAUGAGCAGAUUGAAAGGAUCUUGAACAAGCCAGGACUGAAGCACAAGCCUGCAAAUGUCCAGAUUGAAUCUCAUCCAUACCUCACCCAGGAGAAGCUGAUCAAGUACUGUCAGUCCAAAGGGCUGGCUGUGACUGCAUACUGUCCCCUUGGCUCUCCUGACAGACCAUGGGCUAAGGCCGGGGAUCCUUCCCUUCUGGAUGACCCCAAGAUCAAAGAGAUUGCAGCCAAGUACAACAAAACCCCAGCACAGGUUCUCCUUCGCUUCCAGAUCCAGAGAAAUGUGAUUGUGAUUCCCAAAUCUGUCACCCCCCAGCGCAUUGUGGAGAACUUCCAGGUGUUUGACUUUGAACUGACUAAAGAGGAGAUGGCAACUCUUCUGACCUUCAACAGAAACUGGAGGAUCUGUGAAAUGAACGUGUCCAAAAAUCUCAAGGAAUACCCUUUCCAUGCAGAAUACUGAAAGUGCCUGUAGCAUGCCUUCACCAGACCUCUGGUGUCUCAUUUGCCUCUGCUCUAACUUUAUCAAUUCCUCUUAUUGCAUUCUGUCCUGGUGCUGCCAGUGAAGACAUGGGAUAUUUAUCCCAUGAAAUUUGGUUUUUGUGGUAGAAAGAAAGAGAAUUUUCUACAGCACCACCAUUCAGUGAUUGCCUUCAGUCUCAAAUCAGCAGAAACCAGGCGUUGACAAACCCCAAAACAGACCCCACAGGUCCACGUUUUCAUCAGAGGUGUCCUAUAUUUAAAAUAAAAUUCACUUUA
Messenger RNA from Prinia subflava (tawny-flanked prinia), 1337 nucleotides. Its product is annotated as aldo-keto reductase family 1 member B10-like. The transcript is spliced from 10 exons. Bases 91 to 1041 code for a protein of 316 amino acids. The record is from RefSeq and is a predicted model, not a curated record. Lineage: Eukaryota; Metazoa; Chordata; Aves; Passeriformes; Cisticolidae. Gene Ontology annotation, molecular function: aldose reductase (NADPH) activity. Gene Ontology annotation, cellular component: cytosol.